Nasonia vitripennis (jewel wasp) is the source of this 6286-nucleotide messenger RNA. RefSeq lists its product as uncharacterized. The transcript has 7 exons. Gene Ontology annotation, cellular component: nucleus. Gene Ontology annotation, molecular function: DNA-binding transcription factor activity, RNA polymerase II-specific; sequence-specific DNA binding. The record is from RefSeq and is a predicted model, not a curated record. Gene Ontology annotation, biological process: regulation of transcription by RNA polymerase II. Bases 606 to 3827 code for a protein of 1073 amino acids. Lineage: Eukaryota; Metazoa; Arthropoda; Insecta; Hymenoptera; Pteromalidae.
CCAUAACCUCACAAUAUACGUCCGUCUCGCUCUCUCGCAAAGCCUCCCUCUCUCUCGCUCGGUCUCUCCGGCAGCGAGCUGAUGCUCGCCGAGUCCGAGCGCACACUCCGCCGCCAGUUGCGCCUGAUAAUUCGUACGCGUCCGACCGUCUCCGUGCGCGUUGCGCAGAGAGAGAGCGACAAUACAGAGUUGAUUUCUCCGUGUACAUAUAUACGCGCGCGCACACAGAAACGCAAACACACACAUGCAGCAGGUAUAGGAUCGCGCGGCCCCGCGUACAGUACAGAGUCGAGCGGACACCUGGAGGCAGUCGGUUCCCGAGGGAGACGGGAGGAGCGAGAUAGCGCGAGCCACGCAGAACUGAAGGGAAGAGCGGCGCACGCGGAAGAAGAGGCACAACAACAGCCGGAAAUGUAAGAGCGCGGCGUUACGCGAGGCUAGCUGGAAAAGCGGUGAGUGUCUGCCACGAUCAUCCCGAUCCGCCCCAAUGCUCUCCGUCACAAACGGUUAAACGGAUACGCCGAUCGGACGUCUCUCAUAUGGACUGAUAGUCUCUGCUACGAGAUGUGAGAUGAGGCCUCGACAUCAGCAAGACUCAGCCCGAGAUGGAAUCGCCUUCGGCCGAGCAGCAGCUGACGGCAGAGGCCCAAGAGGAUUCCAGCUCAGUGGAGGCUCUCCUACUGCAGUGCGCGACUACGAGCAGCAACGACGACGACAACGGCCUCUUACUGCUGGAAAGGUCAGCCGAGCAGGAUGUUGCCAGCGGCUCAGCUACGGGCUUUGCCUUUCUCGAUGACCUGGGACAGAUAGCCAGCAACGACGACGGCGCAGCGCCGGCUAAUCUCUGCAGCGAGCCUCUUCUCCAAGACAACGACAUGGGCAGCUACGCGUCCAGGAACGAAUCCGCCGAGGAAUUUAGGUUAGAGGACAGCAGCGUCGAGGAGGCCUGCAGCAACCAGGUCGCGAGUCAGCCGAGUCCCCCGCCGACGAGGCGAAGGCCGACCGCGGACUUCCAGCCGAUCGGCGUCGAGGUGUCCGAGGAGAAGGCCCAGCAGCUGAAGAACGACGUGAAGCGGCUCUCGCCCGUUCACGUGAGCCUGCGCGAGCGGACCCUCGGCGAGAUAUCGCUGACCAGCUCUGACUGUGCCAGCAGCGGUGCUAGUUGUGCUAACGGUGCCGGUGCGGCGGCGGAGCCCGACGAGAGGGACGAUCGGGACAAGAGUGCCGAGUCGGCCGAUCGAUCGUGCGCGUCGAGACUGAGUAGUAGUAGUAGCAGCAGCAGCAGCAGCGCUAGUGAUAGUGUGGGCAAGGGCCACCGGGAGCUGGUGAUCCGACUGUCGCGCGUCGACGACGGACGGCCGAUCAGCAGCCCGACGAGCCUGCUCGACCUGAGGAACGACGAGGACUUUGCCGCGGAGCUGAACGGCGUCGACAUGAGCGCCGAGGCCAAGACCGAGGAGGAGGCGGCGGCGGCGGCGGCGGCGGCGAGCUGCCCCUUCGGCGCGAACCUCGUGCUGGAGCGCUGCAACGCGCCGGGCUUCGCCGAGAACCGCGUGCUCUCGAGCUGCGGCCGAGUCACGCUGCUCGACAAGUUCGAGGCCAAGAGCAUCGUCGAGAAGCUGCACAUCGGCGACGAGAUCGAGUUCUCGAGCCCGAGCUCGCAGCAGCAGCCGCAGCCGGUGGGCUUCGCCGAGAUGGAGGAGGGCGAGAUCGAGGCCGGCUCCGAGGACGUGCUCGCCUCGAUGGCGGCGGCCGCGGCCGGGCUCGCCGCGGCGACGGCCUGCGAGGACGGCCUCGCCCAGGAGAUCAUGACGAGGCUCGAGCAGGAGCGGCCCGAGCCCUUCACCGAGGACUCGGCCGAGAGCCUCGCCCUGGCCGCGGGCGUGCGCGACGAGGUGAGGUCCGACGGCAGCGACUCCGGACUGGGCAGCGAGAUGCCCGGGGACCCCUGCCCGGCGCCCGCCCCCGAGAGCGACUCCGAGACCUCCUUCCUCGACAGGAUACCCGACGACAUUCUCGCCGACAAGGACAAACCCGCGAGUCAGCUGGACGGCUACGCGGUGGUCGAGCUGCCCAAGGUGCUGCCGCUGCUCCGGGCGCCGGCCAAGAGCAGCCUCAAGCGCCGGCUGACGGACUGCCUGGAGGACGCCGAGCAGCCCGACAGCAAGCGGCCCAACGUCGAGGAUCAGGCGGCCUCGUCGCCGGGCGGCAAGAAGAAGCGCAACAUCCAGUUCGACGCGGUGACGGUCUACUACUUCCCGCGGGCCCAAGGCUUCACCUGCGUGCCUUCCCAGGGCGGCAGCACGCUCGGCAUGUCGGCCACGCACACGCACGCCGAGCGCUUCUCGCUCUCGGAGCACGCGGCCGAGCAGCGCCGGCUGCACCGCGCGCGCCUGGCCCAGCUGCGCUCGGAGCGCGCGGCCAACUGCACGGCCGAGGCCGCCUCGAGCUCCGAGGACCCGAGCGACGACACCGACGAGGAGCCCAGCGACACCGAGGAGCUCGACAUCGACAGCUACUACUUCCUGCAGCCGGUGCCCACCUGGCAGAGGCGGGCCCUGCUGCGGGCCGCGGGCGUGCGCAGGAUAGACGCCAUGGAGAAGGACGAGUGCCGGGACAUCCGGGCCAGCCGGGAGCACUGCGGCUGCGGCUGCAAGGGCUACUGCGACCCCGAGAGCUGUCCCUGCAGCCGAGCCAACGUCAAGUGCCAGGUCGACCGGCAGGGCUUCCCCUGCGGCUGCUCGCGCGACGGCUGCGCCAACAGCUCCGGCCGCAUCGAGUUCAACCCCGUCCGCGUGCGCACGCACUUCAUCCACACGCUCAUGCGCCUCGAGCUCGAGAAGAAGCCGGCGCACCGCGACGUCGAGGAGGCCCACCAGGAGAGCCACAACCACCACCACCACCACCACCACCACCACCACCACCAGAGCCGGCUCAUGGAGACGGCCGGCGACUGCGGCCUGGCCGCGAGCCUCACCGGUGCCGGCUUCACCGGCCUCCACUACUCCGACAGCCAGGACGGCGGCGCGCGCACCGACAGCCUCGACCUCUACACCAUCCGCGACGACUGCUACGCCGCCGAUGACUGCCUGGUGGUCGGCGCCGACCCCCAGCAGCAGCAGCAGCAGCAGCAGCAGCAGCAGCAGAGGAAGCUGCACUCCGAGUUCGGCCAGGGCUUCCAGCACUACGGGCCAGCCCAGGGCCCCAGCGUUGGCUUUCAGCAGCAGAACCCCUACGCCGACUACCAGAGCUACCAGUCCAUGCCCUCGACGUCCAGGUCGCCGUUUCAGCCGCAGUUCCAGCCGGUCGCAACGAAUACCAGCUUCUCGCACUACGGCUCGUACUCGCAGGAGCCAACCCCCGGUACGAGCUCCAACGGCUGCCUUCAGACGCACUCGCUCAUGCAGCAACAGUCGCAGCAGCACAGCAACAUCAUAUACGACGCGCCAUUCGCGCAGGACGAAGUCACCGGCUCCCAGUACACCAACCUCAACUCGAUCCAGCCGAUGAGUUCGGUGGGCCAGCAAAUCGGAAAGCUCGAGCCCUUCUCGGAGCUGCUCUCUGCCAGGUAUUCCUACUACGGCGAUGUCGUCGAUCAGCAGCCGCAGAAUCACCACCAGCAUCAACAGCAGCAACCGCAGCAGCCGCAGGAGCAACAGCAACAACAGCAUCACGGCGUUUAUCACGCGAACGGUGAAAAGAUGGAGAUGGAAAAGGGCGACGAGAUGCUCGUGAACGAGCAGCAGGAGCAGCUGGCCGAGGAGGACUGCGACGAAAAUUUCGGCGAGAUUAUCAAAAAGUCCAUGGUCGAGACUGUGUCCGCCUAGGUUGCUAAUCGGGAAUAGAAAAUUCGUAGGGUUUCGAAGAUGUCUUGGAAGUUCUUGUACGCGUAAGGGGAACCGAAUUUAAGAGCUUACUUUUAUCAAUUCUUUUGUAAAUGCUGGUGCCUCCCGAGUUUUUAAAACUUAUAUAUAUAUAUAUAUAUAUAUAUAAUGCACGAUUGAUACACAAUUUCACAAACUGAAAUAUGCCAUAUUGCAUAUUAUUCCGACGAAUGAUUUCAAACGUCUUUUUAAAAUUAUUCUCGAUCAAAUGAAUUAUUUACAAAUUAUUUACAAUCUUUUUGAAAGUGUUUCAAUAAUUAUGUUGUGCUAUAUAGCAAUUAUAUCGUGCAAUACUGUAGAUACAGCGUAGAAUUUAAUACUGGUGCAUCAAUAUCGUUUUUAAUGUUUCGAAAGUAGUCUCUUGAAUUACCCUGUCUGUGUUUAGCGCCGAUUGAAAUACGACGAUCGGUUUAAAUUUGAAUAUGUAUAAGUUGACGCGUUGUAUGAUUUGAUUCAGUGUGAAAAUUUAAAGAGCUAUCAUCUGUUACGAUUGCAGAGAUGUCUAUGACGCAAAGGUUGAUAUGAUCUAUUGCCGAUCGAAUACUUUGAUCCUGUUGUAUAUUUUCGAGGCAUGCAUUUGAUCGGUUCUAAGUGCAGGCGUGACCGUUGUAUUUUACUCUCCAUAGAAUUUAGGAUUCCAAGACGCAUCUGGAAAAUCCCUAUUUUCUAUUUAAAGUACGUCUAUAGCAGGUGCGGCGUAGUAGUAUCUGAGUUUCGAAUCAAUCGAGAAAGUCUUGAGGAAACGCGCUGUCGAUUAUCGAUUGCCAAGUCUCAGGCAUAGGCGAAUCUUUAUAGGUGAAAAUAAAGCGCAGAAAUGUUCUGUUAUGGGCACAGUAGCCUAGGAAUCUUGAAAAGUUGCUUCUUAUUUGCGAUGUGGCGAUGCUCUAAAAUUGUAGAUGCAAGGGAAUGACGUUUGUGAAAGUAUGUAAUUACUUUGUGAAUAAUGAUAAUUAAAAGCAAUUAAAAGAAAAAUUUUUUAACUGAAACGCGGUUAUUCGAUGAGUAAAAAAAUUAUGCAUAAUCGUAGAGAGAGAGACGUAAAGCAACUUAUCAAGAUUUUCUCGGAGUUUUAAAGGGUGCGUCCUCCCGGGAUGGAUGCCGAUACGUCAAGAUGCGAUAAUUUCGACUAACACGACUUUGUAAAGGGUCGCGUAAAACGAAACGCGCAACGAUAAUGAGCAAUUUUAGAAUGUCGAUGGAAAUGUCGUUUUCCAUUGAAGAAAAGCAUUUUAGAGUAUUAAACAACUCCUUUAUGAGAAAUGAUUGCCGAUAAGAAUAAAAAAGAAAAAAAAAUAACGAGAGAUUCAACGAGGUUGUGACCAAAAAAUUAUGGGAUCAGCUUAGAAUGCAAUUUAUAUAGUAAUUUAAAUGAAAUUUAUAGAAGAAUGAAUCAGCGCGUAAAUUGGCAAAUUCUCUCUUGCAACGCGGUUCGGUGUAACAACCGAUCGUUGUUUCGUUUGGUUAAGGAAAUUAUUAUUGUGUAAAAUUUAUCGUAUAGAUUUGUCUAGAGGGAAACUUGGUCGAAGGCUAACAAGAUAGAGGCUUCCAAAUUUUCCGUAGAUUCUUAAUUGUGUAUCGAACAUUUUUUUUUUUUACAUUUCUAACAUAUUCAUUUUUUCAUUGCGAAAGCUAUGAGAAAAUUAGAGGACCAUAGGGACGAGGAGUUCUAUUGACUCCUCGUAUUAUGAGUAAAAUUAAAAAAGGAAAAAACUCAAGAUACCAAUAUAACAUGAAGGCAUUCUGUAUGGGGUUGCAAACCGCGUAAAUAAUGUAAACGUAAUACUCUAAUCGAAAGAUUGAUUGGUUGCCUUGCUUUGUUUAAUUUUCAAGCACGCCCUUGCUAGUAGUAAAAGUUUUCGAACAAACCUAUUUAGCAUCCCGGGACGUUGAUCGCUAAAAUCCUUGAUUAAUCCAAGUACUAAUGCAUAAGAUGAAAUAAUGAUAUGAUAGUGUUAAAUUUAUACAUACGAUAUUAUAUAUGAAUAUAUAUUAUAUAUAUUACAUCGGACGUGUCAGUUCCCGAGUGUUUUUCCCGGCGAAACACUUCCGUUUUUCUUUUUUGAUUGUAUAUCGAUAUACAAGACGCGCCUGCGAUGCGAUUUUUCGUCGCGGGUUAUGUAAAAAUAUUGAAGGGGUAACAAGUACGCGAAAUAUCGGUUUGGUUCGAUUUCGACGCUCGCGCUGGAAUUAUUGGCUGCGCGAGCGACUUCGAUCGAGGUUCUGCGUUAUAUAUGUUAUUAUACGAUGCGAGGGACGUGACACCUCCAUACGACAUAUAAAUAUAAAAAAAAAAUAAAGAAAAUCCAUAUACACUACGUACAGUAUGUAAGUAACUUUUAGAUUAUUUGAGUAAAAAAGGCAUACAUAGUUUAUAGUGUUUUAUUAAAUGUUGUGAAAAAGUG